This is a messenger RNA of Striga hermonthica, 1044 nucleotides long. The record is from the annotation of a GenBank genome assembly. Lineage: Eukaryota; Viridiplantae; Streptophyta; Magnoliopsida; Lamiales; Orobanchaceae.
AUGCCUUCGUCCGUCUCGUCAAUUGGGUUUGAAGGUUUCGAAAAAAGGCUCGAAAUCACUUUUUCUGGGCCGGGCUCCGAACGUGAGGGCCUACGGUUGCUCUCCCGAGCCCAGCUGGACGAAAUCUUAAAACCCGAGUGCACCAUAGUAGCUUCCUUAUCAAACGAGCACGUCGACUCGUACGUUCUUUCCGAGUCGAGCCUCUUUGUAUUUUCUCAUAAGAUUAUCAUCAAAACAUGUGGGACCACAAAGCUGCUCCUCUCCAUCUCCCCCAUACUGAAAUUGGCCGAGAGUCUCUCCCUCGAGACUCGAGCUGUGAAAUACACGCGCGGGAGCUUUAUUUUCCCCGGAGCCCAGCCAUAUCCCCACCGUAAAUUUUCCGAUGAAGUUGAAAUUCUCGACCGGCACUUUCGCCAGCUUGGCCCGGAUGGCUCGAAAGCUUAUGUCAUAGGCGGUUUUGAAAGUCGACGUAAAUGGCACGUCUACACUUCGUGUGCCGAUUCUUUCAAACCAGAGAACGGGGUUUUUUGCUCAUUAGAGAUGUGCAUGACUGGUCUGGAUAGAGAAAAGGCUUUGGUUUUUUACAAGAAUCAAUCGAGCUCCGCCACCUGGAUGACUAACGAGUCGGGCAUAAGAAAAAUUCUCCCGGGAUCAAAUAUAUGCGAUUUCGAGUUCGACCCGUGUGGUUACUCGAUGAACUCGAUCGAAGGGCCAGCUGUCUCGACUAUCCAUGUUACCCCAGAAGAGGAAUUUAGUUACGCGAGCUUUGAGGCCACGGGCUAUGAUUUGAGUGGCGGUGGUUUGGGUUUGGUGGUUGGGAGGGUUUUGGAUUGUUUUCGGCCGAAGGAGUUCUCUUUGGCGGUGCAUGUGGGCUCUUCUGAUGUUGGUCUGUCUGAGGAUGUUUAUGGGCUGGGCCUGAGAGGUUACUCGUUGAACGAGAGGAGCUUUGACGAGAUAGGGAUCGGUGGGCCUAUCAUGUGGCUGAAGUUUGUUCGGAAUGCAUCGUGUGGUUAUCGUUUGCCCGUUUUGAGAUCUUGCCUUUAG